Ziziphus jujuba (common jujube) is the source of this 2068-nucleotide messenger RNA. RefSeq lists its product as uncharacterized. The transcript has a single exon. The record is from RefSeq and is a predicted model, not a curated record. NCBI's taxonomy places the organism in Eukaryota, Viridiplantae, Streptophyta, Magnoliopsida, Rosales, Rhamnaceae. Bases 965 to 1885 code for a protein of 306 amino acids.
UUGGCACAAUUGCAUUUAAAUAAUAAGUUUAAUUCCUGAUUUAACAUGGUUCAUGAUUAAUAAUUCUCGACACGGGUCCAGUAAAUAAGGUUCUCUUAAGACUUCCAAAUACCACGAUCAAAAGCAUAUGUUCUGAUUUGUUUGUAAUUAUCCGAGUAUGGAUUGGGUUGAAUGAAUUCCACCACAUGCUAAGGCAGAGAGUAAUUGUUUCCAAGCUUUCUCCACAUACGUAUAGGCCUGCCCCUACUCUGCACGAACCAGAGCCAGGACAACAACACAAUGGACUAUUUUGGCGUGAUUAUUGGAUGUGAUUGAGGGUUGAAAAAUCUAAUUUAGUGUCCUCUUGGUACAAAAAAAGAUUUUCAAUCACUUUAGUUGUUAUCCCGAGGGUUCCAAAUUAUACAGAAGAAAGUUGCUUUCCCUCAAUGGCAAUUGAAUCAUGGCCACUGGGCAGACCUUGUCUCCCCUGUGCAUUUAGCCAUUGUUCUUUUGACACCAUUUAGAUCACAAAACCACUGGCAAAUCAAAUUUUGCCACUUAAAGUAUAUGGAACUUAGCUACCCUCUGGAAACUUAUGCAGGGACAUAUCAACCAUUUGAUUGUGUUUGGUUCUAUGAUCAAGGCACCAAAUGGUUGGUGAUGAGGAUCAAUGAAAAAUAACCCAUCAGACAGUCCAGUCCCCACUGUAUUCAAGUACCAUUCACGACUUUAAAAAGCAUCCAACAUUCAGCUUUCCAGUUUCCACUUACUCAGCCCACAACAACACCCAAGAGAAAAAAUUAUCUACAGAGCUAAUCGCUUCUCAUCCCUUCCCUUUACUAGCCAACACUGACCCUCUUCUCCCCCCCCCCUCUCUCUCUCUCUCUCUCUCUCUCUCUCUCUCUCUCACUCACACACACACACACAUUCUUUUUUGAGUUUGCUCACAUGCUAUCCUUUCUUGAGGAUUAAACAAAAGUAAGAGAUGAUGAAAGGAGUUAAGGGAAAAUUCCUUAAGAAAUUCAAAGCCAUCCAAACCAUAGGGACUCUGAAACAAGGCUUAGUCUUUCACCAAUUAAAUCCCACCUCUGAGAAGUUAUCCAAUAUUCGAAACACUCAACCCCCACCACUACUUCACAGAGAACAAGAGCUCAAGAACGACCAUAAUCUUCUCUCAGACCAACUACUUGGAAGUAAUGGUUUAUCCAAACGCUUUAAAGAUCUUAACCAUGAAGAUAUGGAAUCCGAGUUCAAUGUCUGUGAAAAGGUCAAGGAGAAUGUUUCACCCACCAUAGAUACUUCAGGUUCUCCAAUCUUCUCUGAAAUCACCAUGGAAGAAGAACAUCAUGCUCAUCAGGAAGCAAAAGGUGAUGAUUUUAAUGAUGAUGUUGAUGAUGAAAUUUACCCAUCUUUAUCAGAUUUCCAAGAGAAAUGCCCACCAGGAGGAAACAAUGCAAUCAUUCUAUAUACGACGAGUCUAAGAGGAAUAAGAAAGACAUUCGAGGACUGUCAUGCUAUAAGGUUCUUGUUGGAAAGUUUUAGAAUCGUGUUCUACGAGAGAGAUGUUUCCAUGCACUUGGAUUUCAGAGAAGAGUUGUGGAAGAUAUUGGGAGGCCGAGUAAUCCCUCCGAGGCUUUUUGUUAAAGGAAGGUAUAUUGGAGGAGCUGAUGAAGUAGUAGGACUCCAUGAACAAGGUAAGCUCAAGAAGCUGUUGGAAGGCAUACCAAUCGAGCUGUCCAAUUCAACUUGCACUGGCUGUGCCAACAUGAGGUUUCUGGUUUGCUUCAAUUGCAAUGGAAGUCGCAAGGUCUUGAAAGAUAUUGGUGAGAAUAAUGAUGAUGAUUUGUAUAUUAGAUGUCCUGAUUGUAAUGAGAAUGGGUUGGUUAAAUGCCCCAUCUGCUCCUGAAAAUCUUACUGAUAUUUCCCUUUAUUUGGUUUUCUUGGUUUUUCAUGUUAAAAGUUUUAUCAGUGUGUAAAAUGCUAGAAAUAAUAUAUGAUGCAUUAGAUUAUUCUCAAACUGACAUCUUGUCCCUGUAUAUUUCUAUAUAUCAUUUUAUCUCUUUCUUGGGUUUUUAUUUUUCUUUUUCUU